AUGGCUGAUGAUACACCCCCGUCGCCUACCAGGUCUAAUGGCCCGACGAAACUCAAGACUCAAUCUAUUGGGCAUUACAAUUUGGAGAGGACUGUCGGAGAAGGCAAUUUUGCUAAAGUUCGUCUUGCAACACAUAUGCUCACUGGUGAAAAGGUCGCGGUAAAGAUAAUAGACAAGACCAAAUUAGACAAACCGACUGCUAAGAAACUGCACCGAGAGGUCAGAAUCAUGAAGCUGCUUAAUCAUCCACACAUUGUAAAGUUGUAUGAAGUUAUUGAUACGCCAAGGGAGUUGUUUCUUGUUAUGGAAUAUGUUGCUGGUGAGAAAGAAGCCCGAAAGCAUUUCCGCCAGAUCGUCUCCGCCGUCGAAUAUUGCCACAACCUCCGUGUAAUCCAUCGUGAUCUCAAAGCCGAAAACCUCCUCCUCGAUGAGAACCUCAAUGUCAAGAUUGCAGACUUUGGAUUUUCAAACCAGUUUGAUCCUAACGAGCAUUUAAACACUUGGUGUGGUAGCCCGCCGUAUGCUGCUCCGGAAUUGUUUCAAGGGAGAGAGUAUGUGGGGCCUGAAGUUGAUUGUUGGUCUUUGGGAGUUGUGCUGUUUGUGUUGGUUUGUGGGUCUUUGCCGUUUGAUGGAUCGACUUUGCCUAAAUUGAGAGCGAGGGUGCUGAAUGGGGAGUUUCAUAUUCCGUUUUUCAUGUCUACUGCAUGCGAGAAACUCAUCAAAAGACUCCUAGUAGUCGAUUCUAGCAAACGAGCAACUGUAGCACAAAUCAAGGAAGAUCCAUGGUUUUGUGAGGGCAUGGAUGAAGAACCCAGCAUAACACAAAUCCCAGCUCCCGAAGACCUAACCGCCGAUCAACAAAUGGCCGUAUUAAAAGAACUCGAAGACUUGGGUCUCGAUACUUCCGAAGUUGAAGCGUCAGUAACAUCAGGCCAAUACGAUCAUCUCUCAGCCACCUUCUUCCUAAUUGCAGACAGAGUAGCUAGAAAGGGAAUGGCCCUUCCACCAAGCAGGCCGAAAUCUCUGAAUGAAGCAACGUCACCUAUUGCCGAGUCCGCAAGGAAAGGAAGUGGGAAGGAAGAUGAUAUGCAGGUGCUACCAAUCUUGCCAAAACCAAGUAAAGCUUCAGCUAAUCGGGAUUCAUCAGUCCCGUCUUCCCAAGCUGGAGACAGCCAACAAUCAUUCAGUGACGAUGCUCGCUCAUCUAACGGUGAAAGAACACGAGCAUCAACAGAUCGUCCAACUCGAAGUCGCGAAAGUGUGAGAACCGACAACUCAUCGAACGAUGCACCUCCACCGGUCGUGAGCCGUCGUCCACCACCAUCCAGUGACAAACCAAGACCAAUGUCAGCUGUAGGAGCGCCCGCAACAACCGGCCGUAAACGUGCUGCUACAGUCACAACUCCCAUGGGAGUCAACGAGCUGAAGCGAGAAUUGCUGGAAUCCAAUAUGGCUAAAGCUGCUGCGAAGAAGGACGACAAGAAGGAUUCAGCUACUGAACGUGGUGGAUCAAGUGAUGCGGUAGCAGAAACCAGACCACGUCCAUCACUAUACGUUACUGCAAGACCGGUAUCCUAUGCUGGUGGUGCACCACCUUCUCCAACUUCGCCUACGCCGUCUCCCGUAUCACCAGCUGCAUCAGCUCCUUCCACAAGUAUAUCUCCCACAUCAUCUAGUAGCCCUACCGGCCCAACAACACCCAAACUGUCCGCCGCCGUCAUUCGAACCCGUGGCGCUCGAGCUGCCACAAUCACCAUCAACCGAAACAACAAGGGUGGAGUCGACGGACUCGUCAACUCAUCAGGACCAUUACCAAAUGUAGCACAUCUCCUCAAGCCCAACGAUAGCGCCAACGCCAUGAAUCUGUCUGGUGGACUACCCUCCAUACGUACUGAUUCUGCCACAUCAUCCUCCCAAGCACACGCACUACCAUCUAAGCUAAACACCAGUGAAAGUGCAUCAAACAACUCGCUAGCAGACCGGCCCAAGACGGGCAAGAUAAUCAAAAAGGAACCACGUACAAUUCGGUUCUCCUUCUCGGUGAAUACUACAUCGUCAAAGGAUCCAGAUACGUUGAUUAACGAUAUACUUCGGGUGCUGAGAGAAUCGGGUAUUAGAUACGAGCUACAAGCGUAUAUGGCUGUUUGUGUGGCUUCUGAUAUAGAAUUUGAAAUUGAAGUGUGUAAACUGCCGAGACUGUCACUUAAUGGUAUUAGAUUCAAACGUAUCUCUGGAGAGGCCUGGGGUUACAAGGCUGUGCUGACUGAUCUAAUUGCUAAAUUGAACCUUUAA
This is a messenger RNA of Synchytrium microbalum, 2292 nucleotides long. RefSeq lists its product as uncharacterized. NCBI's taxonomy places the organism in Eukaryota, Fungi, Chytridiomycota, Chytridiomycetes, Synchytriales, Synchytriaceae. Gene Ontology annotation, cellular component: cytoplasm. Gene Ontology annotation, biological process: protein phosphorylation; intracellular signal transduction. Gene Ontology annotation, molecular function: ATP binding; protein serine/threonine kinase activity. The record is from RefSeq and is a predicted model, not a curated record. The transcript is spliced from 6 exons. The coding region runs from base 1 to 2292 and encodes 763 amino acids.